Messenger RNA from Blastocystis hominis, 513 nucleotides. RefSeq lists its product as hypothetical. The transcript has 5 exons. Lineage: Eukaryota; Bigyra; Opalinata; Blastocystidae. The record is from RefSeq and is a predicted model, not a curated record. Gene Ontology annotation, molecular function: protein binding. The coding region runs from base 1 to 513 and encodes 170 amino acids.
AUGCAGCCGAUUCAAAUUAAUGGUGAAACAGUUAAUGACGCGUACAGGCUCACUGGACAUACUGGUGGCAUUCGAGCCAUGAUUGGAUGGAAACACUUCAUAAUAACGGGAAGUGACGACAAUUCUAUUAAAAUAUGGGCGGCAUCAACGGGCAACUGUAUCAAGACGUUAAAAGGUCAUACCUCGCGUAUUCUGUGCUUGACAAUUUGGAACGGAUAUAUUGUAAGCUCUGGAGCAGACUCCCAAAUCAAAAUUUGGGAUAUCGUAUCAGGAAAGUGCAAAAAGACACUGAAAGAGUGUACUAGUAGUGCGAAUUCCUUAGCUUCAACUCCGGAUUUGCUGUUUGCAGGAGGAAAAGACGGAGAUAUUUAUGUGUGGACAUCCCGCUAUCAGUUAAAGGGAAAAUUAACGGGACAUGGUGAUUGGGUGAACAAGCUUCUUAUUUACAAUGAGAAAUAUCUGAUUUCUUGUAGUGAUGACAAAACGAUCCGAAAAAGUGUAUUUCCACACUGA